AACCGCUCCUCCACUCUCACUCGUAGUCGAAGGCCAAAGCAAAGGAGGAGCGAGCGAGAGAGAGAGAGAGAGAGAGAGAGAGAGAGAGAGGUGUAGGGAGGGAGUAUCUGAGCACGCAGGAGAGUGGCCAAGGCGAGUGCUUGAAAAAGGCUACAACAUUUUAGGGUUCUUUUUCCUCCUCCACUUCAUCUCUCUGUCUUCUUCUGCGCUCGGCGAGGAGGCGAUCAUCCUGCGGCCGUGGAACUAGUGGUGAGGUAGGUGCCGUGGCGCUGUGUCCUGGUCUGGUGCCAGGAUUGAGGGUGGUGGAGACCCGCUGUAUCUCUAGUUUAUUGUUGAUCGAGAGUUAUGAAUUAAAAUCCAGAUUUGUCAAUUCAGAUCUUGUUUCAGUUAUUGCCUCUUACCAACUCAAGUUAUCUAAGGCAUAAUAUGUUCCUGAUAUUUGGAGUAUUAAUCUAGCAAAGAGUUCAUUUCUGCUGAUGGAGAAUCUGUCUGGGCAUUUCCAAUAUGUAGAUACUCAUGAAACAAUGGAGUUUCCUGAUCAGCAUGAAACAUUCAGUUUUGCAAGUUCCUCUGCAGAUGCAUAUGCUUGCUACCAGAACACUAGUACCUUCCAUGAAGCGUUUGGAGAGCAAUUGAGUAAUACAGAUUCUUUAGGGCCCAUCCCUUCUCCCAACAUUUUUCCACUAGGAUCUUAUUAUGGUUCCAGUAGUCAUAAUGCCAUGAGCCCUUAUUUACUAGAAUCACUACUAGCUCAAUCUACUGAUGAUUCUAGAGAUUACUUCAAUGCAUUCCAGAAGACAUCCUUUAUGGGUGUAAAUUCAUCAGUUCACUUCACAGAACUCCAGGACUCGACCAAUGUCAAAAGUCAAGCUCAAGUGCCACCUAACACCAAAUUACUGUCUAUGUCUCACUGUCCAGAAAUUUCAGGCAUGAUGUUCUUUAAGCCAGACAAUUACUUGAACAAUUUCACAAAUCCCCAUCUUAUGAUAGAGCAAGGGCUGCCAUUUGGUUCUCCUUCAUCUAGUAAAUUUGCAUCACAGGACUCUGUGCCUAAAACAAAACCAUGUGAGAUCGCAAAAGCAGGCUUUUAUGAUUCUGGACCUGAAGAUUCUUUAUUGUAUCAUCAUAGAGAUCUUCCUGGGACUGAUAUUUGUGAUCACCACUCAGAGCAUACAAUUGAUGAGACUGUGCAAAAGAAUGAGAGUGUUCGAGGUGUCCAUUCUGUAUCAUCUAGUCUUGUUGAAAAUGACAACAGUGUGUGUAACAUGGUUUCCAGGUCGUCGCAAAAGCAUGUUGAGAAUUCCAUUUCAGCUGCAGUUAACUCCCUGGUUUUAGAGAGUGAUAAAAGGGCAAACUGUUCAAUAGCACCUAUGCAGUUACAUUAUGACAAUGACCUAUUCGAUAGUGUGGAACAAGUACAUGAACUGUGGGAUAACAUUAGACUGCCAGUUUGCCACAACACCUCUUCAAGUAAAAGUUCAGGUGCUUCAGGUUGUCACUCAGUGAUGGAAAUGAGCUCAGCAUCUGCUUAUGACAAGGGAAUGUUCUCGGACUCUGGUCUUCAAUUAUUGAUGGAUGCUAUAGCUGGUGAGCACGCCAAUAAAGGUUCUGCUCAUCGCUAUGGUGCCAAAUAUAGUAGUCCUAUUUCUCGUCUUAAUUUGGAAAGUCAAUUCUCUACUGGAUUGGGUGAUCCUUCAGGGUACAGAAAUCAGGUUCCUUCAAUAGGUCAUCCUUCUGUAAAUGUUGCGUCCAAUCUGUUAUUGCCUUUCUCUAACUCUGAGGCUGUUCAUGAAUCUCCGAAAGAAGCACUAUCAAAUUCUAAUUUCUGUUCAUGGAUUGAUGAUAGCUGCAGUAUCAGUACUGAGAAUUCUGCCCUAAAUCAAUCCAAGAAACCUGAAGAAUCUUCCAAGGCUGUUAAGAAAAGGGCUAGACCUGGUGAGAGUACACGGCCAAGGCCAAAAGAUCGUCAACAGAUUCAAGAUCGUCUGAAGGAGCUGAGAGAAAUUGUACCCAACGGCGCAAAGUGUAGCAUUGAUGCUUUGUUGGACAAAACAAUCAGGCAUAUGCUCUUUCUACAAAGUGUGACAAAGUAUGCAGACAAACUCAAACAAGCUGAUGAACCCAAGAUCAUCGGCGAGGAGAGCGGUGUUGUUCUAAAAGAUAACUCUGGCAGUGUUAGUGGUGCUGGUGCAACGUGGGCAUAUGAAGUUGCUGGGCAAACCAUGGUCUGUCCAAUUAUAGUUGAGGAUCUGACACCCCCUGGUCAAAUGCUUGUUGAGAUGCUGUGUGAAGACCGAGGUCUCUUUCUUGAGAUAGCAGAUAUCAUACGUGGGUUUGGGCUGAUAAUCUUGAAAGGAGUAAUGGAAAUUCGUGAGUGCAAAAUUUGGGCUAGGUUCUUGGUUGAGGCAAACAGAGAAAUCACCAGAAUGGACAUAUUUUUGUCACUCAUACAACUUCUACAGCAAAAUAGUUGUUUGAGAUCCAGUGAUCUAGCCACUAAGGUUAUAGAUAAAGGAGCUUCAGCAUUCCCUGGUUAUCAUCAAUCUCCUAUGGUGAGUUCCAGUUAAUCCGACCUAAUGCUUGAAGUCAGGCAUGCCUUGUAUAAUGCGUGCUGCAACCUGAAGACGGAAGGCUCGUGCCAUGAGAUAGUAGAUCGUGUUUAAACAAAUGAUAAUAUGGAGUUCCCGCCGCAAGCCUUUGUUGCUGAAGCAGGUUGAUAGGUUUUGUAGUGAUCAAUCUAGUAU
Molecule: messenger RNA, 2744 nt
Organism: Zingiber officinale
Lineage: Eukaryota; Viridiplantae; Streptophyta; Magnoliopsida; Zingiberales; Zingiberaceae
Exons: 9
Coding region: 477-2567 (696 amino acids)
Biological process (GO): regulation of DNA-templated transcription
Molecular function (GO): DNA-binding transcription factor activity; protein dimerization activity
Source: RefSeq, a predicted model, not a curated record